UGUGUAGAAUCUGGCAACGUGAAGUUCCGACGUCAUUUGUGAAUACUUCUCGUUGCUGUACGCACGUUUAGUCCUUAAAAUACUGUUAUAGUAAUCCUUGGAUCACAAGAUGGGCAGGGAGGACCGUGCAGCAUGGAAAAGUGCAUAUUUUAUGAAACUUAUUCAACUUCUUGAUGAUUACCCAAAAUGCUUUAUUGUGGGAGUUGAUAAUGUUGGAUCAAAACAGAUGCAACACAUUCGUCACUCCCUCAGAAAACAUGCCGUUUUGUUGAUGGGUAAGAAUACAAUGAUAAGGAAAGCAAUACGUGGACAUCUGGAUAACAGUCCUGCUUUAGAAAAAAUGUUGCCUCAUAUAAGAGGCAAUGUUGGAUUUGUGUUCACUAAAGAAGAUUUGGUGGAAAUUAGAGAUAAGAUAAUGGAAAAUAAGGUGAAAGCACCUGCAAGAGCUGGAGCUAUUGCUCCUUGUGAUGUAAUCCUGCAGCCACAAAAUACUGGUCUUGGACCAGAAAAAACAUCAUUUUUCCAGGCAUUGCAGAUACCUACAAAGAUCUCAAAAGGAACUAUUGAAAUUCUGAAUGAAAUUCAUUUAAUUAAAAAGGAAGAUAAAGUAGGUGCAUCUGAAGCAACAUUAUUGAACAUGUUGAAUGUAUCACCUUUCACCUAUGGUUUGAAAAUUAGACAAGUAUAUGAUUCUGGAACUGUGUUCAGUCCAGAAAUAUUAGACAUAACAAGUGAAGAUCUUCGAGCAAAAUUUAUUGAUGGUGUCAGAAACGUGGCCGCCGUUUCUCUUGCAAUUGGUUAUCCCACUUUGGCUUCUGUACCACAUUCCAUUGUCAACGGUCUCCGCAAUCUAAUUGCCAUUGCUGUUGAGACAGAUAUCACAUUCAAAGAAGCAGAAAUGGCAAAGGAGUUUUUGAAAGAUCCGAGCAAAUUUGCAGCAGUCGCUGCCGCAACCAGUGCAGGUGCGGUAGCUGAAGCUGAGGAGGAAGCAAAACCAGAGGAAAAGAAAGUGGAAGAAGAAAGUGAAUCUGAUGAAGAUAUGGGCUUUGGCUUAUUUGAUUAAAUCAGUUUCAUUAAGAUGAAAUAAAAGUGUUUAAAUGAU
Messenger RNA from Centruroides sculpturatus (bark scorpion), 1102 nucleotides. RefSeq names its product 60S acidic ribosomal protein P0-like (gene RpLP0). Gene Ontology annotation, molecular function: large ribosomal subunit rRNA binding; structural constituent of ribosome. Bases 110 to 1063 code for a protein of 317 amino acids. NCBI's taxonomy places the organism in Eukaryota, Metazoa, Arthropoda, Arachnida, Scorpiones, Buthidae. Gene Ontology annotation, biological process: ribosomal large subunit assembly; ribosome biogenesis; cytoplasmic translation. Gene Ontology annotation, cellular component: cytosolic large ribosomal subunit. The transcript has 8 exons. The record is from RefSeq and is a predicted model, not a curated record.